Molecule: messenger RNA, 1020 nt
Organism: Dioscorea cayenensis subsp. rotundata (Guinea yam)
Lineage: Eukaryota; Viridiplantae; Streptophyta; Magnoliopsida; Dioscoreales; Dioscoreaceae
Product: protein BIG GRAIN 1-like E
Exons: 2
Coding region: 81-980 (299 amino acids)
Biological process (GO): auxin-activated signaling pathway
Source: RefSeq, a predicted model, not a curated record
ACUACUGCUACUCUUUCCAGCCUUCCUUCCUUCCUUCCUUCCUAUACUUGUAAGACUAUCAUCUCUUCUUCUUCUCCAUCAUGUCCACCAUUAAGUUAUCAAACACUAACAACUUUAGAAAGCCAUCAUCAUGCUUCAAACAGUCCGACGAGCUCGAUGUCUUUGAUGCGGCACGAUACUUCUCCGGCAGCAUAGAUUGUGUUAGCAAUGCACUGAGAGAAGACAAGCUUAUGAGAAAGCCAGCAAAGAAGAGCUUAGAGCGUGCUACCACUAGUACUCCUGCAGCAGUUAACACUGCACAAGCAUCUAAGAAAGAGAUCACCAAGGAUGAGCCUUAUAAGCAACCAAGCUCUCCUUGUGGCUCACUGGCUGACUUCCUUAGCUUGCUCUUCCAAUCAUCUCUUAAGAAGAAGUUGAGGUAUUUAGAGGAUGGUGAGAAGAUCCUCGAGUUGAGGGACAAGAGCAACGUUAACUCCAAAGCCAAGGUGACAAGCCAUGAAGCAUGGCAAGAUAACAAAGUGGCCAUGAUCAAUGAUGAUCAUACAUGGAUGGCUGAGAAAGCUAGAUUCAGGGAGAGGUUUUUCAAAAAUUACAAGUUUGCAAGCAAUGGUACGUACUCUUUGGAAGAUCAGGGUAAGAAGAUUAAUGGUGAUGAGUUUUGUGGGGAGUGCAUGGUUCCUAAUAAUACUGAAUUAGGUGCGGUGGAGAACAAGUGGGUGUUAAAAGGUAACAGUGCUUGGAAAGACAAGGUAUGGGCAAAUGAAAUGAAAGCAAAGGAGAGGAGAGGAUUCAAAAGGGUGGUGUUAGAGGAGGAGGAUGGAGGGGAGAGUGAUUCAAGCUCUGAUCUUUUUGAGAUAAAGAGCUUUUGUUCUGGUACUCUCUCAAGUGAUCUUCCUGUUUAUGGCACCACAGACAUGGAGUUUGUGAAGAGGGAGGCCAUUGCCAUUGCCAUCUCCAUUGGUUCCUCUGCAAGGAGAUAGUCAGCAACCAGUCCUUACUGAAGCUUCACUGAAAAUUAAG